Trichoderma atroviride IMI 206040 is the source of this 1257-nucleotide messenger RNA. RefSeq lists its product as uncharacterized. NCBI's taxonomy places the organism in Eukaryota, Fungi, Ascomycota, Sordariomycetes, Hypocreales, Hypocreaceae. Gene Ontology annotation, biological process: regulation of transcription by RNA polymerase II. Gene Ontology annotation, molecular function: zinc ion binding; DNA-binding transcription activator activity, RNA polymerase II-specific. The record is from RefSeq and is a predicted model, not a curated record.
AUGCCUCAGCCUCAGCAUAGCGGAAGUCCUAACCCUUCAGACGACUCAUCUGUCGACUUACACGACACUCUGUCGGAGCAAGGCUCGUCAAACGGAAAUGCGGUGACCCGCAAGUCCAACAAGCCUCUUAGUCGCCGCGGCCAUUUCAAAUCGCGCCUUGGAUGCUUUAAUUGCAAACGGAGGAGAGUGAAGUGCAAUGAAAUACGACCCGCUUGUUCGCCUUGCGGCCGCCUUGGACUGAAUUGCAGUUACCCAACACCGACUUCGGCUUCUAGCUCCUCGUCAUCGUCGUCUUCUUCUUCUUCGAUGGCCCCGCGUGCUGCACUAUCUACUCUUGCGCUGGAAGAUUUGCGAUUUUACCACCAAUUCAUCCUAGCAGCCUUCCCAACUCUACCACUGAAAAGCAAAGAUGUAUGGAUGGAUGCUGCCGCCAUGUCACACCAGUAUGACUUUCUUGCACACGCUGUCUUGGGUCUUGGGGCAUCACACUUAUCUCAGCACGGCAGCGCCGACUAUACGUCACAAGCCUUGCAGCAUCGCAUCACUGCUAUGAAGCUUGUGAAUGAGCAGCUUGAUAAGCCGCCUGCCAAGCCGGCGGAUGCGGAUGCACUGCUUGCAGCAAUAAUCUGUCUCGUUACUCAGUCAUCUCUCUUGCCAGAUAGCAUGGUUGACUACAUUACAACGACAAGAGGCGGAAACUUGGUUGCUACAUCCAUGAUUACAAAUUAUGAAAAAUCCAUCUUUAAAUAUUUCACACCAGUGGAACAUGAUCGGUCCUUGGAGCGACUCAUUACUGAGCAGCCGAAAAACUUUGAAGUCAUUGAAGGGUUUCAUUCGUCAGCUCUGAGACUCAAGCCUCUGUGCCAGAAGCCGACAGAGCUGAUAUACUGCGAAUCUAUAAUCAGAUGCAUGGAAAAUCUACGAACCUCUUGUGUCGAAGCAUGGAGAGAAUUCGUCACAUUGUUCAUUCUUCCAACCACUUUCAACAAUCAAGAAUUCAUGCUAUUCGUCGAUAAUGAAAACUACAUUGGCCAUCUCUUACUCAUUCACAUGUUUCUCUUAGACUAUGUGCUUGGCAACGCCUGUCUUGCUAAAUCUGAAGAGCCCAAGUAUCCAGGGAGGAAGUCGGUCGUCAUUAAGUGGACAAAGGACUUGGCUCAGAGGCUGCCCCCUUCUUAUCAGAUAUAUUCAGAGUGGCUACUGCGAUAUUGCGAAAUACUUGCCAAUCAAGACGCACGAUACCUUCUCAGCCCCUAA